Messenger RNA from Pleurotus ostreatus (oyster mushroom), 1581 nucleotides. RefSeq lists its product as uncharacterized. The transcript is spliced from 5 exons. Bases 1 to 1581 code for a protein of 526 amino acids. The record is from RefSeq and is a predicted model, not a curated record. NCBI's taxonomy places the organism in Eukaryota, Fungi, Basidiomycota, Agaricomycetes, Agaricales, Pleurotaceae.
AUGUCUGGGACUAUUGAAGAGCGCGGGAGCAAGUCCGACGCGUUCAAAGGAAUCACACAGAAACUCUUCGGCAAGCUAGCGGCUCAUCUUGACGCAUCAAAAGAAUCUGAGGACAAGCCCUCAACACCACUACGGUAUGACAAUAUACCUGACAGCUUGAAGCCCUCAAGGCCGCCUUAUCAACCCCACAACGGUUAUAACUCAGCAGCGAACCUCGUCGGGAGCUUCGAUGCGCUUUCGCUCACUGGAAGGCCGCCUCAACCACAUAGCAACUCUGACCCAGGAACCGCUUUCGUGGGGGGCUUCUAUGCACCUCCACCGAUCGCUCCGAAUCAACCACCCCCUUCGGCACCUGAUCUGCGAUUGUCGGGCGCAGAUGGUUUUGCGCCAGGUCCUCUACCACGCCCGCCGGCGAUGCCUCUGCCAUACCAACCUCAGCCGCAAUCGUACGACCAGAGCCCUCCAAAGACAUCGCUGACCAUGCAGUACGCAUUGCAGGCCCCCGAUCAGCAGCAUCGCCCAUUCCCGCCACAGCUGAACACCCCGCCCUCUCGUCCGGUUUCCUCGUCUAUGUUGCCUUCCAAAUUGCACGAUCUCAACCUUUACGCGGCCCCAGUUGCGCCGAAGAAGGGCUCGAAACCCCAGGCGAUAUCACACAGCGUUACCAUCUCGUCUGAUUCCUCAGAUGGUUCUUAUACUGCGUCGCCCAAGCCCUCGAAGAAGGCUGCCCGCCGACGUGUGUCUUCAGAUCCCCCCGCUUCCGCCGCCCCGUCGACCUCCAAGAGUGACGGAACCUCCGUCCAGUGUAAUGGAACUACGAAGGCAGGCAAACGCUGCACCCGGCAAGUUGCCCGCGAUGCGAACACGACCGGAGACGUAUUCUGCCACCAGCAUAGCAGAGAGGUACUGGCUUCCAGCGGCUUUUUUGGCAGAAAGAAUGGUGAAUGGGUCAAGUUUGAAGACUGGAUCCCGUCGUACCUCCAACCUGAUACUCAGGUGAUGCUUCGCUCGGAGAUGGAGAAAGCGAAGACAUCGAGUGAUGUGCCAGGAUACAUAUACACAUUCGAGAUACUGGACCUUGACGCGCCGACGAUCAAGCUAAAAGUUGGGCGCGCAGUAAACCUGGUAAAGCGAAUAGACGAGUGGAGCAAACAGUGUUCCUCGAAAGAGCAGGUUCUUCGAGGGUGGUACCCUGGGGUAGUGGAAUCAGAGGACGGCGAUGACGAUGGCGGCAUAAGUUUGCUCAAGGGAAAGGUCCGUGCUGGUACAAAAUGCCCGCUUUGUCAUCGCUUGGAACGACUGGUGCAUCUGGAACUUGCGGAUCUGGCGUUCGCACAAGCAUAUCUGGACCCCAGCUGGCCGGAUGUGAGUGAGCCGCCAGAGGUCUCGGGCAACACGACGUCCACCCCGAAGAACAAGGGCAGAACGUACGUGGCGCCGUGUCCGGACUGCGGCCAACUUCACAAAGAGAUAUUCGAGUUCAAGCGCGUCAAAAAAGGUCGGUAUAAGAAUAAGGAAUGGGAGUUGAUCGUCAAGCCUGUGAUCGAGAAGUGGGGUGCCUUUGUGGAAAGCUAUGUCUGA